Dovyalis caffra is the source of this 663-nucleotide messenger RNA. The record is from the annotation of a GenBank genome assembly. NCBI's taxonomy places the organism in Eukaryota, Viridiplantae, Streptophyta, Magnoliopsida, Malpighiales, Salicaceae.
AUGGAUCGCCUAGAUGCUCUAGGCAUAGAUGCCAAUAGGAAGCUCGGAAUGAUGAUAGACCACGCUCCGGAGAAGAUGUCACUCGUAGGAAAACUAUCAACGGACACGCUCCCGGUGUCCAUGGAUGUCGACAAUAAUUCUAUGAUGAUGACUCGGAUGAAGAUGAAUAUUUUGAGGAACCCAUCCCGAGGCAUGCUGAUUAGGGGAGGCGUAAUUAUGGAGGCUCGAAAUAUGGCUCUAAAGGCUGAACUAAUGUUGCAAGAAAAAGGGAGAUCAUAUUACUCUCGUAGAAGUUACGGUGGGGAUAAUUAUAAAACUUAUAGUGACAUGAACAAAGCUAUAAAUAUUUCCCCAACACGCCAUGAAAGGCUUAUGGAAGAGAAAACAACGGGAAAACAAAAGGCCACGAAGUCUAACGACUACCCCCUCAUAAAGGCGAUCCAUGUGGUGGAGCGAGAUGAGGAAGAUGGUGAAGUAUGUUGUGAACCAAAUGGAGAUGAGGGCGAAUUUAAGGAGGAUGGUGAAUGUCAAAACUAUGUGGUUAGACGAAUGAUGCUGACACCAAAAUUAAAGGAUGACACUCGGCGACAUCAAUUGUUUCGGACUAGGUGUACUAUCGGUAACAAUCUAUUUAACGUCAUUAUUGAUAAUGGCGAGUUGUGA